AUGCUGCGUCGCACAGAUUUCUGCGGCCAGCGGAAGGUCGAGAAACUGCUGGUGGCAAAUCGAGGUGAGAUCGCUUGCCGCGUUUUCCGCACAUGUCGUGAGAUGCACAUCCGCACUGUAGCGCUGUUCUGCGAGGCAGAGCGGAACGCGAAGCACGUCGUAGAGGCGGACGAGGCGGUCUGUAUUGGUCCCCCACCUGCGGCGAGCUCGUAUCUGCGCGGUGACCAUAUCAUUAGCGUGGCGAAGCAGCUGAACGUUGACGCAAUUCACCCCGGGUAUGGAUUUCUUUCCGAGAAUGCGGACUUCGCUGACGCUGUCACGCGCUCCGGCAUCGAGUUCAUCGGUCCACCCGCGUCUGCUAUCUCGUUGAUGGGGUCGAAGAGUGAGAGCAAGCGCAUCAUGGAGGCCGCCGGCGUGCCUGUUGUGCCGGGCUACUACGGUGAGAAUCAGAAUGUCUCCUUCCUCGCGGAGGAGGCAAACAAGGUGGGGUUUCCCAUUCUCAUCAAGGCGGUCUCGGGUGGCGGCGGCAAGGGCAUGAAGAUUGUGGAGCGGCUCGAAGACUUUGCGUUUAUGCUGGCGAGCGCGAAGCGUGAAGCGGUCAACUUUUUCAAGGACGACCGCGUCAUUUUAGAGCGCUACGUGAAGCGCCCGCGACACAUAGAGUGUCAGAUUUUUUUCGAUAAGCACGGUAGAGGGGUUUUCUUCUUCGAGCGGGAUUGCAGCGUGCAGCGCCGGUACCAGAAGGUCCUCGAGGAGGCCCCGGCACCCCACCUGUCAAUGGAGAUGCGACAGCGCAUUGGCGAGGUAGCGUUGCAGGCUGCGAAGGCGGUUGGCUACGUGGGCGCGGGCACGGUGGAGUUCAUCUUCGACACGAGCACUGGCGAUUUUUACUUCAUGGAGAUGAACACGCGGCUACAGGUGGAGCACCCCGUGACGGAGGAGGUGUGCCGUAUCAAAGGUGCACCUCUGGACUUGGUCAAGCUGCAGAUAAAGACAGCCAUGGGCAAGCCGCUCACAUUUUCGCAGGAGGACGUAGCGCUGGUCGGCUCCUGUAUCGAGGCGCGCGUGUACGCGGAGUCGCCGGAGCGGGGGUUUCUGCCCGAGAGCGGUCCUUUAACGUUCAUCCGGGAGCCGUUCCAGGGGGUGCGCGGGGCGACGCGCACCCGACUGGACACUGGGUUUUGCGAGGGCGACAACGUACUCAUCCACUACGAUCCCAUGCUGGCCAAGGUCAUUUCCUGGGGCCGCGAUCGUGAAGAUGCGUUAAAAGGGCUGCGGCAGGCGCUGGGCGAGUACAAGGUGGCGGGCAUCAACACGAACAUCGAGUUCCUUAAGCGGUGCUGCGAGGCACCGGAGUUUGCGCGCGGUGGCGUGACCACCAACUUCAUCAGUGAACACGAAAAGGAGCUGCUCAACGCUCCAGCGGUAACGCCGGAGGUGGCCGCCAUGGCCGCCACCGCUUGGCUGCUGAACCGCUGCGAUAAUUGGCGCGGCGCGUUCCGCCUCAACGGCGACACCAAUGCCACCGUUCACUUCUACAUUGACAACCGCCCGGUACCGGUGCGCCUGCACACGGAGGGUGCAAACUAUCACAAGAUCUUCUUCAGUGUGUGGGAUCAUGAGGGAUCGUUUGCGGUGGGCUCUGGCCCUGUGACCUCGAAGCACCGUGAUCAGAGGAGCAUCGUGAACGAUUUUACCUUCCUCUUCGAGAAUGGCAUGCGCCACACGGUGUUGGCCGUCGCAACGGAAGGCGAUGUGACAAUCAUUGGCAGCUUUGGGCUGCACCAGAUUCGCCUACUGCCACUGACAGACGGCUUUGGAGAUGCAUCAAUGGCAGGUGGUACCUCCGCGAAGAUUGUGAGCCCGAUGCCCGGCAAGGUGUCCAAGUUUCUCGUGAAUAGCGGCGACCUCGUUGGGAAGGGCCAGGUUCUCCUGAUCGUGGAGGCGAUGAAGAUGGAGCACCCCGUCAAGGCGCUGCAGGACGGCCAGGUGUCUUUUCUUGUGAAAGAGGGGGAGGUGGUCGGCAGCGACCACGUGCUUGCUACCGUCGCGCAAAAGGAGUGA
Messenger RNA from Leishmania mexicana MHOM/GT/2001/U1103, 2064 nucleotides. RefSeq names its product methylcrotonoyl-coa carboxylase biotinylated subunitprotein-like protein. Gene Ontology annotation, cellular component: mitochondrion. The coding region runs from base 1 to 2064 and encodes 687 amino acids. The transcript has a single exon. Gene Ontology annotation, molecular function: methylcrotonoyl-CoA carboxylase activity; metal ion binding; ATP binding. Lineage: Eukaryota; Euglenozoa; Kinetoplastea; Trypanosomatida; Trypanosomatidae. The record is from RefSeq and is a predicted model, not a curated record.